Molecule: messenger RNA, 489 nt
Organism: Drosophila subpulchrella
Lineage: Eukaryota; Metazoa; Arthropoda; Insecta; Diptera; Drosophilidae
Exons: 3
Coding region: 1-489 (162 amino acids)
Source: RefSeq, a predicted model, not a curated record
AUGAGGAACUGUGAAUGUGUCAUCUUUAAAUUGACCAAUGUGGUGUGCGGCAGUUACAAUAGAUCUUGGGUGCGGAUCAAUCAGUGUCGAUUGAAGGCAAUAAGCCGCCAAAGAAAAGUUUUAAACUUCAAUGCAACCUUUAUCCAUCCAACAAACGAUAUCGUGGUAAGAUAUCAGCUCUUUAAAAGGGACAAUGGCUAUAAGCCGUGGAUAAUCAAUACGCACUUGGAUGGUUGUCGCUUCUUAAGGAAUCCUUACGAUCCCAUCGGCGUAAUGAUUUAUAAUUUUUACAAAGACUUUUCAAACGUAAAUCACACUUGCCCCUUGUACGGUGAUAUUCUUAUAAAAAACAUGUAUCUGGAGACAGUAACUCUGGGACUAUUUCCAUUGCCCACCGGCGACUAUUUAUUGGCAAUUACUUGGAAAUUCUUUAAGAACCCACAAUUUGCGACUAACGUUAGUUUCCAAUAUGUUGAGAAUCUGAUCUGA